This is a messenger RNA of Propithecus coquereli (Coquerel's sifaka), 1679 nucleotides long. It is a transcript of the gene NET1, whose product is annotated as neuroepithelial cell transforming 1. The record is from RefSeq and is a predicted model, not a curated record. Gene Ontology annotation, molecular function: guanyl-nucleotide exchange factor activity. Gene Ontology annotation, biological process: positive regulation of Rho protein signal transduction; intracellular signal transduction. The transcript is spliced from 11 exons. NCBI's taxonomy places the organism in Eukaryota, Metazoa, Chordata, Mammalia, Primates, Indriidae.
AUGGAGCCCGAGCUGGCGGCUCAGAAGCAGCCCCGGCCGCGGAGGAGAAGCCGUCGGGCCUCUGGGCUGAGCGCGGAGGGCGCCGCGGGGCCUUCUGCCGACACGCCCGGGCCGGGGCCGGAGGAGAGAUACUCCCUUCGGAGAGGUAGCUCCUUCACAUUUUUAACACCUGGCCCCCAUUGGGACUUCACUUUGAAAAGAAAACGAAGAGAGAAAGAUGAUGAUGUUGUAAGCCUCAGCAGCCUUGAUCUGAAGGCUGUACGUAGUGAUGGCAGACACAGGCGCCUGAGGAGACUGGCCCUUAAUCUGUGCCAACCACGGAGGGAAGAAAAGGCAAUAUAUGAAAUGUCCCGAGGUGAGCAGGAUUUAAUUGAAGAUCUCAAGCUUGCAAGAAAGGCCUACCAUGACCCCAUGUUAAAGUUGUCAAUCAUGUCAGAAGAAGAACUCACACACAUAUUUGGUGAUUUGGACUCUUACAUACCUCUGCAUGAAGAUUUGCUGGCAAGAAUAGGAGAAGCAACCAAGCCUGACGGGACAGUGGAGCAGAUCGGCCACAUUCUGGUAGACUGGCUACCAGGCUUGAACGCCUACAGAGGCUACUGCAGCAACCAGCUGGCAGCCAAAGCUCUGCUUGACCAAAAGAAACAGGAUCCAAGAGUCCAGGACUUCCUCCAGCGAUGUCUUGAGUCUCCCUUCAGUCGAAAACUAGAUCUUUGGAGCUUCCUAGAUAUCCCUCGAAGCCGCCUAGUCAAAUAUCCUUUACUGUUGAAAGAAAUUCUUAGACACACUCCCAAAGACCACCCUGAUGUCCAGCUUCUAGAGGAUGCUGUACUGAUAAUACAAGGAGUUCUCUCUGAUAUCAACUUGAAGAAAGGUGAAUCCGAGUGCCAGUAUUACAUCGACAAGCUGGAGUAUCUGGAUGAAAAGCAGAAGGACCCUAGAAUUGAAGCGAGCAAAGUCCUGCUGUGCCACGGGGAGCUAAAGAACAAAAACGGACACGUACGUGCCUCUGACGUCCACGGGGGCGGCUGCCACUCUCCCUUCCCGCCCUGUUUAGUCUUUGCAUGUAAAUGGUGAUGCAGGUUUGUAAGAGUAAAUUCAUGACGUACUAAAAAUAUCUUUAGAGUUCGCUUCCAAGACCCCUCUCCAGGCCAGUCUCACACUCUGCAAGCCAAUGACGUGUUCCACAAGCAGCAGUGGUUCAAUUGUAUCCGAGCCGCCAUCGCACCUUUCCAGCCUGCGGCCAGCCCGCCAGAGCUGCAGGGCCUGCCCGAGCUCCACGAAGAGUGCGAGGAGAACAGCCCUUCCGCCGGGAACCUCCGAGCCCAGAGGAGGGUGUCCACGGUUUCCAGCGUCACUCAGGUAGAAGGUGAUGAGAAUGCUGCAGAGUGCGGCUCCGGCGUGCAGACGGCAGAACACGCCAGGAGCGUGAAGGCGCGCCAAACACAGCCCAGCUUCCAGAGAGCGCGGGACAAGGCCCAGUCGAGUGGCAAACGGAAAGAGACUCUGGUCUAGAGGAAGCUGUGUGUGACCGCGCAGGGACUGUUUAUUUAUAAAUGUGUACAGUUUUGUUUCUCUUGUAAUGUGAGCAUGGGAGCAUCCAUGGGGUUGCUAUAUACCAGUUGUAAUGUUUUCAUUGUUUCUGGUUCUUUUUCUUUUCUCUCUUUUUUUUAAUGGCA